AUGGGUUAUGCAUCGAGCGGGGCUGGGCGAGCAGCGCAUGAAGCGCUGCUGGCGAGACAAGAUGCUGAGCUGCGACUAAUGGAAACCAUGAAAAGGAGUCUUCAGGCUAAGAUGAAGAGUGACCGGGAAUACGCUCUCGCUCUUUCUGCCGCUGCUGCCCAAGGUCAGAAGAUGGAUAAAUGCGAGGAUCUCAACGGCUCACUAAUUGCUUCGGCCUGGCGCACCAUGACCGAAGAAUGGGAAAAUACCAGUCGGUUGAUCAGAGCCAAUGCCGAGGCUCUUGAGUCCCGGGCUCUCGACCGUCUGAUUACUUUAAUGACAGAGCGGCGUAAGACCCGCAAAGUCUACCAAGAAGACCAUACUAAAAUCUCGUCUCAGUUUACUCAGUUAACCGAAGAAGUGCAGAGGAAGCAAAGUGAAUACCAGAAGUGCCUCGAAUCCUACAAGCAAAUGAGGGCAAAGUUCGAGGAGAACUAUCUUAAAUGUCCAACAAGCCGGGGCGGGCGGAAGCUGGACGAGACCCGUGACAAAUACAGCAAGGCUUGCAGAAGGUUGCAUCGGGCGCACAAUGAGUACGUGCUUCUGUUGGCGGAGGCCACGGAGUGCGAGAGGGCACUAAGGACCGCCGCUCUUCCCUCUUUAUUGGAUCAGCAGAAACGGCAGGGUGAAGCUACCGCUGCUUCGUGGAAGGCGAUAUUACUGGAGGUGGUGCAAAGGUCGGACUUUAGCACGGACAAAUUUAGAGAGAUACAGGGCAGAGUAGAGUGCACCAUUCAGAACCUGAAACCUCAAGAUGAAUACAAAGAGUUCAUGGAGAAAUACAAAUCCCCUCCAUCAACGCCCAUAACGUUUACAUUCGACGAGAGCUUAGUGGAAGACACGAGUGGUAAAUUACAACCUAACCAGCUAACGGUGGAUAACCUCACGGUGGAAUGGCUGAAGGAAAAGCUGACGGAGUUGGAAUCGACGCUGCAAGAUAACAGGGAAAAGCAGACCGCGUUGCACGGACCAGAAAUUAUAGGCAACGGAGUCUGCAAGAAUAACAACACUAGCGUUACCAAUGGCGUAAAUGGUGUUGAUAGGCACUCGCCGCCGCCUAUCCCGGUGACGGCAUCGGAGCCGACGAAGCUGCUGGAGCUGCGCGUGGCGGAGCGCAAGUGCGCGCGGCAGGCGGAGCUGAUCCGCGCCGCGCUCGCCGAGCUCGGCUGCGAGGAGGCGCCCAGCGGCUGCCCCGACCUCUCCGCCGAGACCGUCGGCGGCGACAGCCUGGACGGCAGCUCGCCCGACCAUCAGGAUCGAUCACCGAUGGGCUCGAAAGCGUCGGUGGAAGCGUUGCGGUUGCACCUCCAUUCGAUAAUACCCCCGAGGCCCUUCUUCAAAAUGUUCACGAGGCCUUUCAGACGCAAGUCCGCGCCAUCGAGCCCGGCCCUACCGCCAAAAACAUACCGGAGUAGCAGCGAAGGGCCCGCAGAUACGGUGAGUGUGAGCGAGGCGGAGCGGUCGCUGGUGGAGCAGGAGUGGUUCCACGGCGUGCUGCCGCGCGAGGAGGUGGUGCGGCUGCUGCGCGCGGACGGCGACUACCUGGUGCGCGAGACCACGCGCAACCACGCGCGCCAGCUCGUGCUCUCCGUCUGCUGGGGCCAGCACAAGCACUUCAUCGUGCAGACCACGCCUGAGGGCCACUACCGUUUCGAGGGCGCUGCUUUCCCGUCUGUAGCAGAGCUGAUAGCGUGGCAGCGCGCCAGCGGAGUGCCGGUGACGGCGCGCUCCGGGGCGCUGCUGCGGCGAGCCGUGCCGCGCGAGACCUGGGAGCUUAACAACGAUAACGUGCAGCUGCUCGACAAGAUCGGACGGGGUAACUUCGGCGACGUUUACAAGGCCCGAUUGAAGACAACUGGACAAGAGGUAGCAGUGAAGACGUGCCGAGUUGCGUUGCCCGAGGAGCAGAAGCGCACGUUUCUACAAGAGGGCCGCAUACUAAAGCAGUACCAACAUCCGAAUAUCGUGCGACUGAUUGGCAUCGCCGUGCAGAAGCAACCUAUUAUGAUCGUCAUGGAACUUGUUCCAGGCGGGUCGCUGCUGACGUUCCUGCGCACGCGCGCGGGCGCGCUGGGCCCGCGGCCGCUGCUGGCCAUGUGCCGCGACGCGGCGGCCGGCAUGCGCUACCUGGAGUCCAAGAACUGCAUCCACCGCGACCUGGCCGCGCGCAACUGCCUCGUCGCCGACGACCACACCGUCAAGAUCUCCGACUUCGGCAUGUCGCGCGAGGAGGAGGAGUACAUCGUCUCCGGCGGCAUGAAGCAGAUACCCAUCAAGUGGACCGCGCCUGAGGCGCUCAACUUCGGCAAAUACACAUCCCUUUGCGAUGUCUGGAGUUACGGCGUGCUGAUGUGGGAGAUAUUCUCUAAAGGCGACACUCCGUACGCGGGAAUGAGCAAUUCUCGCGCGAGAGAAAAGAUUGAUACCGGUUAUCGUAUGCCGGCGCCAGAAGGCUGUUCCGAGGAAGUGUACGCUUUGAUGCUACGUUGUUGGGAGUACGAAGCCGAGAAACGGCCUCAUUUCCACCAAAUAUACACAAUCAUCGACAACAUAUACAAUAGGUAA
This is a messenger RNA of Parnassius mnemosyne (clouded apollo), 2604 nucleotides long. The record is from the annotation of a GenBank genome assembly. Lineage: Eukaryota; Metazoa; Arthropoda; Insecta; Lepidoptera; Papilionidae.